AUGCCUGUGCUCCCACUUGUAGCCCUCCUGAGUAGCCUGCUGGCGUCCACGUGGGCCGGCUCGGCCCCGGGAGCUGGCAUCGUGGGCGGCAAGAAGGUUAGGCGUGGGGAGUUCCCCUUCCUGGCCUCGAUUCAGCAUGAGGGGAACCACUUCUGCGGGGGCGCCCUAAUCCACAGGCGCUUCGUCCUCACUGCGGCCAGCUGCUUCCGUGUCAGGAACCCGGGAAUUACCACUGUGGUGUUGGGGGUCUACGAUUUGAGACGCCGUGAGAGUUCGAGACAGACCUUCUCUGUCAGGAGCAUCAGUGAGAAUGGUUAUGACCCCCAGCAAAGCCUGAACGAUGUGCUUCUGCUGCAGCUGGACCGUGAGGCCAACCUGACCAGCAGUGUGGCACUGGUGCCGCUACCCGCACAAAACACCACGGUGGAAGCCGGCACCCGCUGCCAGGUGGCCGGCUGGGGGCUCACGCAGCGCAGUAGAUUCCUCUCCCGCUUUCCAAGGGUCGUCAACGUCACCGUGACCCCUGAGGAGCAGUGUCGUCCAAACAACGUGUGCACGGGUGUGCUUACUCGCCGGGGAGGCAUCUGCCAGGGUGACGGGGGCACCCCCCUUAUCUGCAACGGCCUGGCCCAUGGUGUGGCCUCCUUCUCUCUAGGGCCCUGUGGAAGGGGCCCCGACUUCUUCGCCCGUGUGGCUCUCUUUCGAGACUGGAUUGACUCCAUUCUAAACACUCCAUCAGAUGAGCCUGUCAGGGGACUGUGA
Molecule: messenger RNA, 762 nt
Organism: Chrysochloris asiatica (Cape golden mole)
Lineage: Eukaryota; Metazoa; Chordata; Mammalia; Afrosoricida; Chrysochloridae
Gene: AZU1
Product: azurocidin 1
Exons: 5
Coding region: 1-762 (253 amino acids)
Biological process (GO): proteolysis
Molecular function (GO): serine-type endopeptidase activity
Source: RefSeq, a predicted model, not a curated record